Messenger RNA from Raphanus sativus (radish), 1004 nucleotides. RefSeq names its product ylmG homolog protein 1-2, chloroplastic. The record is from RefSeq and is a predicted model, not a curated record. Gene Ontology annotation, biological process: chloroplast fission. NCBI's taxonomy places the organism in Eukaryota, Viridiplantae, Streptophyta, Magnoliopsida, Brassicales, Brassicaceae. Gene Ontology annotation, cellular component: membrane.
CUCUGUUUCCCCGUGUUGUCUGUCUACUAUCGGUUUUGUUUUUUUCGAGCAACUAAAAUGGCGUUUGCGACCACCACCACCACCCUCCCCCUUCGCUCUUCAGUUCUCGUCAACCCUAGAUUCCACCAUCCUCUUAAUCGUCGUAAUCCUCCUCUCCGUCUCUCCUUUCCCUACAAACCCUCCUUUAAUCUCUCCCUCAGAAACCCUAAAACCAUCGUCUCCGUCUCCGCCGCCGCCGCCUCCUCCACAUCUCCAACACUCUUCGCUAAACCCUCUCCUCGAUUCCCCUUCUCCGACUCAACCAAAUCAAUCACGACCCUCGCGAUUCUCGCCGGAACCCUAACCAAAGCCCUUGUCCAGAAGCUCUCCACCGCUGUCGUAACCUCAUCUCCACAGAUUCAAGCCUCUAUCCGAGUCUCCGGUCCUCUGUUCUUCGCGGCGAUUCGCGAUCGUCCUGCUGGUUAUCUCAACACUCCGUUGACGGUUGUCGCGGCUGGUUUGUCCAAGUGGCUAGAUAUCUACAGUGGCGUGUUGAUGGUUAGGGUUUUGCUGAGCUGGUUCCCGAACAUUCCUUGGGAUCGUCAGCCUUUGUCUGCCAUAAGGGAUCUUUGUGAUCCUUAUCUCAAUCUCUUCAGGAACAUCAUCCCUCCCGUCUUUGACACGCUUGACGUCAGUCCUCUCCUUGCUUUUGCUGUUUUGGGAACUUUGGGUUCCAUUCUUAACAAUAGCAGAUGAGAUUGUUCAAGUUAUUACUACUCUGCUUUGCAGGAGCUUAUGGAUCUUUGGUGUUUUAUAUAUUUUCUCUAGUUUAAUGUAUUGGACAGUCCAAACGCUUCGGUAUCAAAAUAUCUUUUGUUCUGUGUUUCUGGCAAUGAAUGAGUUUGGUUUCAAUGUGAAAAAAAAAAAAUUAUAUCUAUCUAAUUGUGGAGGAUUUGAUGAUAAGUUAUUUUGUACAUUGAACUCGGUCUAUCUCAUUUGAUGAUGAAAUAAUCCAGUUCGCUUGA